Messenger RNA from Pygocentrus nattereri (red-bellied piranha), 6302 nucleotides. RefSeq names its product cullin 5a (gene cul5a). Bases 253 to 2532 code for a protein of 759 amino acids. NCBI's taxonomy places the organism in Eukaryota, Metazoa, Chordata, Actinopteri, Characiformes, Serrasalmidae. Gene Ontology annotation, molecular function: ubiquitin protein ligase binding. The record is from RefSeq and is a predicted model, not a curated record. Gene Ontology annotation, biological process: SCF-dependent proteasomal ubiquitin-dependent protein catabolic process; protein ubiquitination. The transcript is spliced from 19 exons. Gene Ontology annotation, cellular component: SCF ubiquitin ligase complex; Cul5-RING ubiquitin ligase complex.
ACCGGGACUCUGCGCGCAAAUAAGGCUUUGAACGCAGCGGACGACCGUCUCUCGGACGUUAUACGUGACGGCUCGCUCGGGCGCCUUGCCGCAAAGCCAGUUUACGGGACUUGCUAGCAGGCUGUUUUCGCUAGCUCUUAAUGCUAAGCUAAUUAGCUUAGCCUGGGCUAAUGGCAGCACGGUAGGGGGCCAGUUAGCUCAGUAGCAAACACGAACAAAGGGUCCCUCCAGUUUGAGGACAAAUGGGAUCAGAUGCGCCCGAUUGUCCUUAAGUUGCUUCGCCAGGAGUCCGUAACUAAGCAGCAGUGGUUCGAUCUGUUCUCAGAUGUUCAUGCCGUCUGUUUAUGGGAUGACAAAGGCCCUGCAAAGAUCCACCAGGCUCUUAAGGAGGACAUCCUAGAUUUUAUUAAGCAAGCCCAGGCGAGGGUGCUCAGUCACCAAGAUGACACUGCUCUCCUCAAGGCUUACAUCGUGGAGUGGAGGAAGUUCUUCACACAGUGUGACAUUCUGCCUAAGCCAUUUUGCCAGCUUGAGAUCACCUUGAUGGGCAAGCAAGGUAGCAACAAGAAGUCCAAUGUGGAGGACAGCAUAGUGCGGAAGCUGAUGUUGGACACUUGGAACGAAUCCAUCUUUUCCAACAUUAAGAAUAGGUUGCAGGACAGUGCGAUGAAGUUGGUACAUGCCGAAAGGCUCGGAGAAGCUUUUGACUCUCAAUUGGUCAUUGGGGUGCGCGAGUCCUAUGUGAACCUGUGUUCCAACCCUGAUGAUAAGUUGCAAAUCUACAGGGAUAACUUUGAGAAAGCCUACCUGGACUCCACUGAGAGGUUCUACAGGACACAGGCACCCUCCUACCUGCAGCAGAAUGGAGUACAAAACUACAUGAAAUAUGCAGACGCUAAGUUAAGGGAGGAGGAAAAACGUGCACUACGGUAUUUAGAGACGCGACGUGAAUGUAAUUCUGUUCAAGCACUUAUGGAAUGUUGUGUAAAUGCACUGGUGACGUCAUUCAAAGAAACCAUCUUGGCAGAAUGUCCUGGGAUGAUCAAACGCAAUGAGACUGACAAGCUGCACCUGAUGUUCUCCCUGAUGGAUAAAGUUCCCAGUGGAAUUGAGCCCAUGCUAAAAGACCUGGAGGAACACAUAAUCAGUGCUGGGCUGGCCGACAUGGUUGCUGCUGCUGAGACCAUCACAACUGACUCGGAGAAGUAUGUGGAGCAGCUUCUUACCCUGUUCAACCGCUUUAGUAAACUUGUGAAGGAAGCAUUCCAGGAUGAUCCUCGAUUCCUCACAGCCAGAGAUAAAGCAUACAAAGCAGUCGUAAAUGAUGCCACAAUAUUUAAGCUGGAGCUGCCAAUGAAGCAGAAAGGAGUGGGCCUCAAAACGCAACCUGAGUCCAAGUGUCCAGAGCUGCUAGCCAACUACUGUGACAUGCUGCUGAGAAAGACCCCACUUAGCAAGAAGCUUACGUCUGAGGAGAUUGAGCUGAAAUUAAAAGAAGUGUUACUGGUGCUGAAAUACGUCCAGAAUAAGGAUGUGUUCAUGAGGUACCAUAAAGCUCACCUGACGAGGAGGCUGAUCCUGGACAUUUCAGCAGAUAGCGAGAUAGAGGAGAACAUGGUUGAAUGGUUGAGGGAAGUUGGCAUGCCCGCCGAUUAUGUCAACAAGUUGGCUAGAAUGUUCCAGGACAUUAAAGUCUCAGAGGAUCUAAACCAGGUCUUCAAGGAGAUGCACAAGCACAACAAGCUUGCUUUACCAGCCGACUCGGUCAACAUAAAGAUCUUGAACGCUGGAGCGUGGUCUCGCAGCUCGGAGAAGGUCUUUGUGUCGCUACCCACUGAGCUGGAGGACCUUAUUCCUGAAGUAGAAGACUUCUACAAGAAGAAUCACAGCGGCAGAAAACUCCAUUGGCACCACCUUAUGUCCAACGGCAUUAUCACAUUUAAGAACGAAGUGGGCCAGUAUGACUUGGAGGUCACUACUUUUCAGCUGGCCGUUCUCUUUGCCUGGAACCAAAGACCCAGGGAAAAGAUUAGCUUUGAAAACCUCAAGCUUGCCACUGAGCUACCCGACGCCGAGCUGAGACGCACGCUUUGGUCGCUUGUUGCCUUUCCAAAACUCAAACGGCAGGUCUUGUCGUAUGAACCUCAAGUGAGCUCUCCCAAAGAUUUCACAGACAGUACUUUGUUCUUUGUUAACCAGGAGUUCUCCUUGAUAAAAAACUCAAAGGUGCAGAAGAGGGGAAAGAUUAACUUGAUUGGCCGCCUACAGUUGACUACAGAACGAAUGAGGGAAGAGGAAAAUGAAGGCAUUGUUCAGCUUAGGAUAUUAAGAACACAGGAGGCUAUCAUUCAGAUCAUGAAGAUGCGGAAGAAGAUCACCAACGCCCAGCUGCAGACAGAGCUGGUGGAGAUCCUGAAGAACAUGUUUCUUCCCCAAAAGAAGAUGAUCAAGGAGCAGAUCGAGUGGCUUAUCGAGCACAAGUACAUAAAGCGUGAUGAGUCGGACAUAAACACCUUCAUUUACAUGGCGUAGCACUGAGGUUUACGCUGGAGAUGCUUAUUGUUCUGAUCACGGUGAAGAUGGUGAAACCUGCAGGAGGACAGCAGUGGGAGAGGGGUACUAAAGCCGUGGAGAAACCACACUGGCUGCUGAUCUUCUUGUGGAGCGACGGGCUUGUUUUCAAUGACCGACAGUCACACACCAGAAUAGCUCAUUUAAAGAAAAUCCCUGCCUUACCUUACAGUAAAGAAACAUGAGUUGAGGAUGGGAGUUUUCAGAGGAAAAAAAAAGACAAAACGGACUCUAUUUUUGCCAACUGGUAGUCAGUAUGCAUGGUGGGUGGUUUGCCUUUUUUUGUGAGUGUCUACAUCUCCAACAGCAUGCCGUCAGUGGGAAUGUCUUAGUCAUCCAAGGACCUGUUUGUGUGUGCUGUGUUUGUGUGCCCUUCCCCCUUCCCUCUCUCCCAGCCAUCCGUCUGGGCCAGACUGUGUCCACUCUCCUCCUCCUUCCCUGGCCCACAGCUCUCAAUGCACCUGCUGCUGUCACCAUCCUCCAGUGGACAUUGGCCAUUCUUACAGGUUCCUACAGCUCCCACUGCAGCCACACAGGAGCCCUCAACAGGAUGGAGGACUUGAGCGUUAGCACUUUACACACUCUGCCACACUGUCAGCAUGGCUUUCUUUCUUUCAUCUAUUGUGUGUGUGUGUGUGUGUGUGUGUGUGUGUGUGUGUGUGUGUGUGUGUGUGUGUGUGUGUGUGUGUGUGUGUGUGUGUGUGUGCGCGCGCGUGGGUGUAUUUUUCUUUGUUUUCUUUCUUUCUUUCUGCGAAAUCGCUUCUGAACUCAAGAUAGCUGAUUGACACAGUGUGUUUAUGCUGCAGGAUGUCCAUCCAUAUGUCACAAAAAAAACCUUCACGUUCCUUUCCUCAUAUCCUUCAUAUCCUUUCCCUGGCCUACACUGCAUCGAGCAUCAUCUGCCUCUACUCCUCGUUUAGGAGGAGGAUGAUAUGGAUGUUUAGUAGGUGUUAACUAGCAACAGCAACCUCCUGUUAUUGUUGUUAUUGGGGUAUUACAAGCCUGUAAGGUCACUGAACUUUUAUAUUUGUGGUUUUUUUUUUUUUUUUUUUUUUUUUUUCUUCAUUCUUGAGUGGAGGCAGAUGAAAAACCUCACAGGAAAUAGUGUCUCUCUGUUUAGGUUUGUCCAGGAGAGUCUGUUCACUCCAACUUUGACCUUCAAGCUUCUGAAGCACACGAGUGGAUGCUUGAGUUUAACAAAAGGUUUGGUCCAGGUUAAGUCCGUCUUAUCUUUGCUCGGUAAACCUCAGGCACAGUGGGGCAGCCAAGUUAUUUCAAGAUGAUGAUGAUGUUGGAAUGUUUUCUGUGCUUGAAGCAGCUCACCGUACCGGUUUGCUUACUCCCUUACUAAUUAUACAUUGCCAACGUAAAACACGGAGGGGUUGAUAUUACACCAAUGAUAUAGAAAAUACUUUGAAGUAUGUCCUAUUUACCCCCCUCGUCUUGGAUUUGUUCUGUCUGACCGACUUCACUAUGUGUCUCAAUUAUCUUGUCACUUUUUGAAUUUCCAGCAAAACAGCCAUAUCAUGUAGUUGGGCCUUUUCAGCUCUGCUGUUAUAUCAGGUUAUUUAGUGCUUGCUUUUGAUGCCACACCCUUGAACAGAAAAGACAAUAACCACUCUUUGAGCUUCAUUAUGUCAUUUGACACCCCAACCCCCCCCCCCCCCCCCUGUAAUCACUUGCCAGACCUGUGAACUUAAUGAUCUUGCAUUAUUUGAUUAAAUUGGUUCAGAAGUGUAAUGCUAGUGUGUCUUCACCCCAUCUAAAACGUUUCACAUCAGUCAUUAAUUGAGACAAAAGAUGUGGAGCAGGUCAUUUUUUUUGGGAUUUGUUUCCUACAACAACCCGUCUCUAAUAUUUACGUUUUACACGGUAGUUUUUCUUCCCUAAUGCAGUAGCAAUUCAGUGUUCUGGUUUCCCCGUCCCUAGCACGUUAUAAGUCUUGAUGAAAUUUAAGAUCUUCAUAUUGAUGAUGGCGAAAUAGCCUGAGCUUAUUGAGGUUUAAGUGGGCUACAUACACUUUUAUUUUUUUCUAAUUUUAUUUAAUGGUCAUUAAGAUUCUGAAAAAUCCUUAUGAAUUUAGCUUCAGACGUGAAUGAUGAAUUUCAUUAAUCGGCACAGCACAGUGGUCACUGUAAUGUGUUGCAGUCAGCUGGAAAGCCAUGCCAUGUUCAUAAGAAUGGGUUUACAGACCAGACGAGAGCUUGAGUGUUUAAUUCUGAGCUUUUAUGAAAGCAAAAGCCCUAUAGCCCGUCUAAUCCUACAAUACAGUUCCUUCAGAGCAGCAGAAAGCCAGUAAAACCAUAAUAUGAUGAUGAUGAUGAUGUUCGCUUUAUUUAUCCAGAAUCAUAAUGUGAGUUGGGUUGUGGGAGUGGGUGGGUGUGUGUGUGUGUGCUUUGGGUAAUUGAGAGCCAUUGGUCAGUGAGACACAGUGAAGUUCUGUUUAUCCAAGAUUCAUUGCUUAAUUUACUGUUUGUGGAGAGGGUUUACUCUUCCCUUUCUACUGACUGGGCCUCUAUGGCUUGUGAAGAUAAAUACUUUGGUAGGGAUUUUUUUUUUGGUUUAUUUCUGGCACAGGUGGUUUGAAAUUUGUAUUAACUUCUGAAUGCAGGAAUAGUAUAUUAAGCAUAUUGAAUCAUUUCAGGCGUCCUAACCGCUGCCCGUCCUACUAGGAAUGCGUUCACACCGACCCAGAAUGAGCAAUAAUCAGGCAAGCAUUAAACACUUUGAAGAAAGCUGGCAGAAUUAGUUGUGGAUACGUUUGAGCCCUGAUCAUGACUGCCUAGAGUUUCCCUCUCUCAGUGCUUUUAAUAUCGCUUUAAGUGGAAGGCGGUAGGACAUGGGGAGUUCUGCCAUGAUGUGUAGUAGUCGUGUUGUGUUUGUGACAUUGAGGCUUAGGCUGAAGUGGAAUAGGAGUGUCGCAUGUGAAGUUGCACUCAGAUUUCCAGCGUUGGCUGCCCCACUUUUAUCUCCCACGGAGUUACAAAGCGCAUGCAUCUCUUUUCCUUCAUCUGCUUCCGCUGUCCUCGCAGUGCUCCGUGUUAACUCGCGAUGCAGAUCAUUAUCCGAACUUGACGCUGGUUUUCAAAAUCGGUAAAGAAGUGAGGGAGUCUGUUUGUGUGCGUUCAUUCUUCUGCCCACUUUUCACCUGCUUUCCACUGUUACUUUAUCCUGACAUAGCCUAUAUGCUGCAGUGAGGCAUAUAAUCAGUAUUCGUCAUCUUAAUUGUUUUUGUAUCGACAGGCAUCGCGAAAGGUUGAGUAGAGCUGUCGGAAUGAUUUUCAGUGUUAAUUUCUAAGUGACUAAGUUUCUGCACUCAGCAUUUUUUUUUUUCCUCUAGGAAAAUGAAAGCAAGAUAUUGAGUAUGCUUAGUGUGGGAUGCCACCUCUGUGACAAUAAAAAAAAAAAAAAUUAAUUUAAUUAUUAAACGUGCAUUUACUCUGCCUAGGAUUGUCUAAAUAUACUUUUUAGGAUGUGCAGAUCUGUAAACUUGAAGAGUUGGGUUUUCGAAUCCCGUACUGAAUAUAUCAAGCGAAUGUGUGCCGCUAGCUGCAGUGAGGGUUUGGAGCCGCGGAGUGCCCGAGUGGACGUUUAUCUUGCAGUCUGGGCGAACUGUUUUGGUGUACUCCAUUCGUUUAUUUUUCUUUGAAUGAGGUUUUUUUUUUUAUUUUUUAAGUUGUAUAAUUUAUUUCCUUGCAAAAUAAAGAUGUCUUUUAAGGAGACUGAUACGG